AUGAAUGCCAGGAUCCAAGCACCACUCUGGGAACAAAUAGGAUCCAGCUUUGUUUCACAUUACUAUUAUCUGUUUGACACAGAAAGAACUCAGCUCGGCUCAAUAUAUAUUGACACAUCAUGCCUUACAUGGGAAGGACAGCAAUUCCAGGGAAAAACAGCGAUUGUCGAGAAACUCUCUAGCCUGCCCUUCACAAAAAUAGCCCACAGCGUAACAGCACAAGAUCACCAGCCCACUCCUGACAGCUGCAUAUUGUGUAUGGUAGUAGGACAACUAAAAGCAGAUGAUGAUCCCAUCAUGGGGUUCCAUCAGAGCUUCAUUCUGAAGAACAUUAAUGAUGCAUGGGUGUGUACCAACGACAUGUUCCGCCUUGCGAUCCACAACUUUGGCUAA
Neoarius graeffei (lesser salmon catfish) is the source of this 393-nucleotide messenger RNA. Its product is annotated as nuclear transport factor 2-like. Bases 1 to 393 code for a protein of 130 amino acids. Gene Ontology annotation, cellular component: nuclear pore central transport channel. Lineage: Eukaryota; Metazoa; Chordata; Actinopteri; Siluriformes; Ariidae. The transcript has 2 exons. Gene Ontology annotation, biological process: protein import into nucleus. The record is from RefSeq and is a predicted model, not a curated record.